Zea mays is the source of this 1871-nucleotide messenger RNA. RefSeq names its product premnaspirodiene oxygenase. The record is from RefSeq and is a predicted model, not a curated record. Bases 10 to 1578 code for a protein of 522 amino acids. Lineage: Eukaryota; Viridiplantae; Streptophyta; Magnoliopsida; Poales; Poaceae. The transcript has 2 exons. Gene Ontology annotation, molecular function: oxidoreductase activity, acting on paired donors, with incorporation or reduction of molecular oxygen; heme binding; monooxygenase activity.
UUCGCAAUAAUGGACGACCACGGUGCCUACUACUGCUACUGGUACUGCCUCGCAGCUGUUCUUCCGCUUGUAUACUUUCUCCUUAAUCUUAAGCCGUUGUGGAAGAGACCUGCUGCUUCCAAUUCCAUCGCACUUGGGCUCCCUCCAGGUCCAUGGAAGCUCCCUGUGAUCGGCAGCAUUCACCAUCUGCUGGUCCGCGGCUCCCACGUACACCACACUUUGCGGGACCUGUCGCUCCUCCACGGCCCUCUCAUGUUCCUCAAGCUCGGCCAGAUCCCCGUCGUCGUAGCGUCCACACCGGCUGCCGCGAAGGAGUUGAUGAAGACCCACGACGCCAUCUUCUCGGCAAGGCCAAUAAGCACCGCCAUGGAGAUCAUCUACAAAGAUGGCCGGGGCCUAGUUUUCACCCCCAACGACCAGCAUUGGCGGCAGCUCCGCAAGAUCUGCGUGGUGGAGCUGCUCAGCGCCAAGCGUGUGCUGUCGUUCCGGCCAGUGCGCGAGGAGGUGGCAUCCCGAAUGGUGGAAGCCAUCUCAUCAUCCACCACCACCACCACAGCCUCCCCACUCGUCGACGUCGGUAUGCUGGUCUCCAUGUACGUAGCGGAUGCGUCGGUACACGCCGUCUUGGGAAGGCGGCUCAAGGACCAGGACGCCUUUCUGCACAGGCUGGACCAGGUUGUCCAGUUGGCUGGAAGACUGACGCCCCGAGACUUGUUCCCGACAUCGACCCUUGUUCGUGUUCUGAGCCGCCGGGCGAUUCGCGAGAUUGAAGCAUGCCAGCAGUCCCUGUUCACCUUCAUGGACGGAGUGAUUCGUGAGCACCUGGAGAGAAAGUCACAUGGAGAAGAAGAAGAAGAACAGGAGAAUAUGAUUGACGUUCUCCUCCGGAUCCAGCAGGAAGGAAACCUUCAGUUCCCUCUCACCACGAGGACCAUCGAAGCAGUGAUAUUUGAUCUUAUGGGAGCGGGUGUCGAAAGCGGAUCAACAACACUGCACUGGGCGAUGGCUGAGCUGAUGAGGCAUCCAGCGAUCAUGUCCAAGGCACAGGCUGAGAUCAGGGGAGUCUUCAUGGGGCAAAACAAGGUAACCGAAGAGCGACUCCGACUAGGGGAGCUGUCUUAUCUUGAGCUCAUCAUCAAGGAGACCCUGCGGCUGCAUCCUCCGGGGCCAUUGAUGAUCCCAAGGGAAUGCCAAGAACAGUGUCGGGUACUCGGCUACGACGUGCCCAAGGGCGCUGUGGUGCUGGUGAACGUCUGGGCUAUCGGUAGGGACCCAGACAACUGGGAGGAGCCAGACGCGUUCAAUCCUGACAGGUUUCUGGGCGACGCGAGGGAUUUCAAGGGCAGCGACUUCGACUUGUUGCCAUUUGGCGCCGGGAGGAGGGUUUGCCCGGGGAUGGCGUUUGGGCUGGCCAGCAUGGAGCUCGCUCUGGCCAACUUGCUCUUCCACUUUGACUGGAGCCUGCCGGAGGGCGUCGGCCCUAGCGAACUGGACAUGACUGAGACCAUGGGAAUUACUGCUCGAAGGAAAGCAGACCUACUGUUGUCUGCUACUCCGCGUGUCCCACACCCGUGUUAAUUACCCCCUGGCCUGGGUCAUUUGUAUUUCCCUGUUUUUUUUUUCUAUAUCUCUCUUACCACAGAGCAUACAUACUCAGGUUAGGUAUGCUCCCAUGCAGGACAAAACAAACAUCCAAGAAUAAUGUACUGCAACGCCGUAUUUCUUCUUUUUGUCUGGGAACAUCAGAUGAGAAUAUUCUCUCGUAGUUUUGUAUGUGUUGAGUUUGUGAUCCAAAUUAUGUAUAUGUACGUCGUGUUAGCGAGCGGAGCCGAGACCCACAUCAGGAGGCUUGGAUCGUCGUCUAUGGAUGG